Molecule: messenger RNA, 627 nt
Organism: Canariomyces notabilis
Lineage: Eukaryota; Fungi; Ascomycota; Sordariomycetes; Sordariales; Chaetomiaceae
Exons: 2
Biological process (GO): regulation of transcription by RNA polymerase II
Cellular component (GO): mediator complex
Molecular function (GO): transcription coregulator activity
Source: RefSeq, a predicted model, not a curated record
AAGUCCCAGCACCUGUACAUUCAACUGCCUACUGGCUCCUUCCACCAUCAAAUUCAGAGCCAGGAUGGACCGGGACCAUAAGAACGCAUCCGAGGAUCUUCAAGGUGAGUCCCGCUUCAAGUUCUAUGACCAGAAAUGGAACAAGUCCUUCCUCAUUGUGUAUCCUAAGCUCACCCGCGGCAUCUUCUUUCUUCGCACAUCCGCGACUCCAAACAAGCCUAACUUACCUGGUAAACUGACAACCAUCCCUCGUUCGACAGAAAGGAAAAACAUCCUCAUCGCCGAAAUCAUGACCGCCUUCCGCGACCUGGUGACGCACGCAGCAGCCAAAGUCGACAGCACUGCCUCAACAGGACAGGCCGCCUACAGCAGCAUGGCGCUCGAAUUCACAAUGAGCAGCCUGAUAAAAUCAACCGAAGACCUCCUCUCCCUAACCCGGCGACUCCGCGAGCUAUGGGUGGUUGGGCCCCUACGAGCUCCAGGGGAAGGGGACGAGCAAGCCGAAGCAACGAUGCGCCACGACGCUGACACAGUGCUGGCCAUGCUCAACGCGCUGCGGGACGGCGAGCGCCAGCGGUUGCUGGCACAGGCGGCUGGGGACACGGGGUGUUUGACGCUGGAGAGGGG